Messenger RNA from Dioscorea cayenensis subsp. rotundata (Guinea yam), 1753 nucleotides. RefSeq names its product hydroquinone glucosyltransferase-like. Lineage: Eukaryota; Viridiplantae; Streptophyta; Magnoliopsida; Dioscoreales; Dioscoreaceae. The record is from RefSeq and is a predicted model, not a curated record. Gene Ontology annotation, molecular function: UDP-glycosyltransferase activity. The transcript is spliced from 3 exons. The coding region runs from base 176 to 1606 and encodes 476 amino acids.
AUGAAUGAACUGGUUUUUAUUUUUUAUUUUUUGGUAAAAAAAGUGAAUGGACUAGUUACAUGGGUGAGUGAAUGGACUAAUUAAUUUUAAACCAACCAAAUUCACUCUUCAUCUUCUCUCUCUCUCUCUCUCUCUCUCUCUCUCUCUCUCAAUCUCUUCUCGCUAAACAUCAACCAUGGAUGGCGAUGACGGAGCUGUUCGAGUAGUAGUCUUGCCACCACCUGGCAUGGGUCACCUUAUCCCCUUCGGCGAACUCGCCAAGAAGCUCGUCAGCCGCCACUCCAUCUCCGUCACCUUCAUCACCUUCUCCAAGUUUGCUUCCAAAGCUCAGAAGGCCUUCUUCGAUGCCCUCCCUCCAACCAUCACCUCUAUCCAUCUCCCUCCCGAUUCUCUCGCCGACAUCCCUUCCGACGCGAGAAUCGAGACUCGUCUCUCCAUCGCCACCCUCCGCUCCCUCCCCGCCCUCCGCUCCAUCCUCCAAACCCUACAGCAAAACGCUCAUGUUGUAGCCUUCAUCGCCGACCUCUUCACCACGGAUGCGUUUACUGUUUCCAAACAACUCGGCAUACCUUCCUUCUUGUUCUUUCCUUCCAACUUGUUUACCCUUUCCCUGUUUCUUCACUUGCCUGAGUUGGACGCUUCAACGACGUGCGAGUUCCGGGACCUGCCGGAACCACUGCAGCUUCCUGGUUGCGUGCCGAUGCCCGGUUCCGAGCUACUUCAUCCUAUCCAAGACAGGUCCAACGACUGUUACAAGUGGAUGGUACACCAUGGCAGGCGUUUCCGAGAUGCUGACGCAAUUCUCGUCAAUACCUUCAAAGACAUCGAGCAAGAAACGGCCAAGAUCAUUAACAAAGAAGACAUCAAGUGGCCACCGGUUUAUUUAGUCGGUCCGCUGAUCCAGUCCUGCUCACCCGACAUCGAACUAGUCAACUGCUUAUCUUGGCUCGACAAACAACCAAAAGAGUCCGUUCUGUACGUGUCGUUUGGUAGCGCUGGCAGACUGACAUGCUCCCAGAUGAAAGAGUUGGCCUGCGGGUUAGAGAUGAGCGGGCAGAGAUUCCUGUGGGUGGUCCGGACCCCGUCCGACAUUGAAUCCGACGCCAACUACUUCAAUUCAAUGAUCAUCGACGACCCUGUUGCGUUUUUGCCAGAAGGGUUCGUGGAGAGGACUAAGAAUGUGGGUUUAUUGGUGCCGUCGUGGGCGCCGCAGGUGCAGGUGUUAGCGCACGGAGCGACUGGUGGGUUCUUGUCCCACUGCGGGUGGAACUCAACGCUUGAGAGUGUGAUGCAUGGCGUACCCAUGAUAGCGUGGCCCUUGCAUGCGGAGCAGAGAAUGAAUGCUGUGAUGCUGACGGAAGUUGUGAAGGUGGCGUUGAGGCCGGUGGUGGCGGCGGAUGGGAUUUAUAAGAGUGAGGAGAUAGCGAAGGUCGUGAAGGCGUUAAUGAUGGAAGGAGAGGAAGGGAAGUGUGUGAGAGAGAAGGCGAAGGAGCUUCACGUGGGUGGAACCAGAGCACUAAUGGAGGAUGGGGACUCUUGUCAAGCAAUUGGUGAGCUGGCUAAUAAAUGGACAUCCAAAGUCCUGACAUCCGUGCAUGAUUCGUAGCUUGUAGCGGGCGCGUAAUUAAUGUGGUUACUUUCUUUAUGAUAUGAUAUGUACUACUAAUAAGCUUUUAUAAGCAAAAUAUAAUUAAAUUAGAGCUAAUGCUUGCCACUAAAACCAAUGAAAAUUGUGACGUAUUUAUUUUAUUGA